This is a messenger RNA of Brassica oleracea var. oleracea, 1806 nucleotides long. Its product is annotated as transmembrane protein 53-like. The record is from RefSeq and is a predicted model, not a curated record. NCBI's taxonomy places the organism in Eukaryota, Viridiplantae, Streptophyta, Magnoliopsida, Brassicales, Brassicaceae. The coding region runs from base 235 to 1554 and encodes 439 amino acids. The transcript is spliced from 6 exons.
CCAUCUUCCUCGUUGCUCUAAACAAAUAAAUCUCUCUCUUUUCCCUCUUCUUCCUCCGUCUCUAUAUUUGCGAGGCGCAGUGUGUACAAGAGAGAUUUGACUCUCUUGACAAGUCGUUAGUACAUUAAGGUCGGGCUGUCAAGUUUUGGCAGCCCGAGUUACCAGAAGCUUCCAGGACUCGUUUUCCAUUGGUAUGCUAGUUUUGGACUGUGUUGAAUUUAGAUUGUGGCCAUCAUGGGUUCUCUGUCUGGCAUUAUUCAACGGCCACUUGUUGCCGCUGCUGCUGUUAUCGCCGCUUCUGUGUCCGCAGAUGUCUCUGAGAAGUUCUCUUCUCUUAGAUCACUAGUUCGAGGUUCUGAAUCGGAUCAGAUUGCUGCUUCAGUGUCUGGUUCAGUUCAUGACGAAAGGUCCUUGUGGGUUUCUCAAAUCUCGGACUCCAAGCUCAAAGAUUUGACUUUUGUCUCCAGGAUUCGUCUUCCUGUACCAAAUGUUGAUCUCCUCCUAGCUCCUAAUCCGAGCUGCAAGCUUGCUCCUUCUGUCACUUCUCUGCCCGCUCUUCGCAGCGCUUAUCAGUCUGCAGAGUUAGCUAAGGCUUCAAAACCAGCGGCAUUCACAAUAGGAGCCUCUCUUGUGGCUCCUGACGUUUCAUACAAAUGGCAUUUGCCUGAGACUAGUGCACUUGAUCUGUCUGGUUCCUCGAGUUGUGCCUUGGAGAAGAAUAGGACCGUUGUGGUUUUGCUUGGAUGGCUUGGGUCGAAGCAAAAGCAUCUGAAGAAAUAUGCUGAUUGGUAUACUUCGAGGGGUUACCAUGUCAUCACGUUUACUCUCCCCAUGAACGAGAUUAUGAGCUACAAAGUUGGAGGAAAAGCUGAGAAGAACGUCGAAUCGCUGGUUAACCAUUUGGCUGAUUGGUUGGACGAAGAGGAGCAGCAACAGAAGAAUCUCGUGUUUCACACCUUCAGCAACACAGGAUGGUUAACAUAUGGAGCCAUUUUGGAAAAGUUUCAGAAGCAAGAUUCAUCAUUGAUGGGAAGGGUUAAAGGUUGCAUAGUGGACUCAGCUCCUGUUGCUGCUGCUGAUCCUACUGUAUGGGCAUCAGGGUUCUCAGCCGCCCUCUUGAAGAAAAACAGUGUAGCCACUAGAGGAUCUGCAAGCUCAUCAUGUGAGUCAAACAUUGGAGGUGUUAACUUCUCGGAGCCUAAGCCUGCUGUAACAGAAACAGCUUUGCUUUUGAUUCUUGAGAAGUUCUUCGGAGUGAUUCUUAACCUUCCCAAAGUAAACAGGAGACUCGCAGAUGUUGUAGAGACAUUAUCAUCAUCACAACCAAGAUGUCCACAGCUAUACAUUUACAGCUCUGCAGAUAGAGUAAUACCAGCGGGGCAAGUUGAAUCAUUCAUUGUAGAGCAGAGGAAAGCAGGGCACGAGGUCCGUGCCUGCAACUUCAUAUCUUCCCCUCAUGUAGACCAUUUCAGGAGUAACCCGGAACUCUAUACAGCUGAGCUCAACCAUUUCAUGGACAACUUUGUCCUUGCUUCCUGCAAUCAUUCUUCAUAGCCAGCUUCCACAAGUGUUUUUGCUGCUUUACUUUUUAACUCCAUACAGAGAAAGAAAGAAUACUACUUGAUGAUUCUUUUGGUUUGGAAUGGUGUAUAGAUUGAAUUAUUACAGUUAACAGAUUGUUUCUUCCCUUGUAAAUGGUUGAGGUUUGAACAUUUAGGAGAGACUGAAGAUUCAAGAAAGUGACUGUUAGGGUGUGGAGACGCAAAUUGUAAAGUAUCGUGCUCUUUGCGUAACUUUUAAGAAUUA